AAUUUGGAGCUGAAUUCUGCAUGUCUACCUUCCGGCACAUUUGUUGUUCAACGCUUAUCACGAACACGUCUCGGUAUGGCUAAGGAAAAGACCCACAUCAAUCUUAUUGUCAUCGGUCACGUCGAUUCUGGCAAGUCUACAUCUACUGGCCACUUGAUCUACAAGUGCGGUGGUAUUGACAAACGAACUAUUGAGAAGUUCGAGAAAGAAGCUGCUGAUAUCGGCAAAUCUUCUUUCAAAUAUGCCUGGGUGUUGGACAAACUUAAGGCAGAGCGUGAACGUGGUAUUACUAUCGAUAUCGCUCUUUGGAAAUUCGAAACUCCCAAGUACAUGGUUACCAUUAUUGAUGCCCCUGGUCAUCGUGAUUUCAUCAAGAACAUGAUCACUGGCACUAGCCAGGCCGAUUGCGCCAUUCUUGUCGUUGCGGCUGGCGUUGGUGAGUUCGAAGCUGGUAUCAGCAAGAACGGACAAACCAGAGAGCAUGCUCUUCUCGCCUUCACUCUUGGUGUAAAGCAGCUCAUCGUCGCCAUCAACAAGAUGGAUGCCGUCAAGUACGAUGAAAAGCGAUACAAUGAAAUCGCAACUGAGAUGAAGUCAUACAUCAAGAAGGUCGGUUAUAGUCCGGAUAAGGUGCAAAUGGUGCCGAUUUCCGGUUGGGAAGGUGAUAACAUGCUUGAACAAAGCACAAACAUGUCAUGGUACAAAGGACCAACUCUUCUACAAAGUAUUGACAUGAUUGAACCACCAACUCGCCCUGUUGAUAAACCACUUCGUCUUCCUCUUCAGGAUGUAUACAAGAUUGGUGGUAUUGGUACCGUUCCGGUCGGCCGUGUUGAAACUGGAAUCAUGAAACCCGGUAUGGUUGUUACCUUUGCUCCGGCCAAUAUUUCAACUGAAGUAAAGUCAAUUGAAAUGCACCACGAGUCAUUGGCUGAAGCUGUUCCCGGUGACAAUGUAGGAUUCAACGUCAAGAAUAUUUCCGUCAAGGAUAUUCGACGUGGUAACGUUGCUGGUGAUUCCAAAAACGAUCCACCAAGAGAAGCAGCUGAUUUCACUGCUCAAGUUAUUGUGCUUAACCAUCCCGGAGAAAUUGGUGCUGGUUAUACACCGGUUUUGGAUUGCCACACUGCUCAUGUUGCGUGCAAAUUCGCAGAACUUAAAGAAAAAAUUGAUCGACGAACUGGUCAAGUAAAGGAGACAAAUCCGUCCAAGAUCAAGUCGGGUGAUGCUGCUAUUGUUCAGAUGGUACCAAGCAAACCCAUGUGCGUCGAGGUAUUCUCCAAUAUUCCUCCUCUUGGUCGGUUUGCGGUUCGUGAUAUGCGUUCGACUGUUGCAGUAGGUGUUAUCAAAGCUGUUAACUUCAAGGAGAAGGAGGCUAAGGCUACUAAAUCUGCACAAAAAGCUACCAAGGGAAAGAAGUAA
Messenger RNA from Rodentolepis nana, 1422 nucleotides. NCBI's taxonomy places the organism in Eukaryota, Metazoa, Platyhelminthes, Cestoda, Cyclophyllidea, Hymenolepididae. The record is from the annotation of a GenBank genome assembly.